ACAUGCAGCAUUCUCUCGGUUCACUUGCGGGCAGUUUGACCUGUAGUGAGGUUGGUUUAUGUUCGUUUGGAUAAAGCCAUGAAAAGUUGAAGGCUCAGUACACGAAAAUACCGGCUGACUUGGUUUAUCCAUGGAGCCGACACGCCACUUCAGGCUCCCAGGCAUUCGCUAAGCCGUUGCUAGUGUGUUGAUAAAUGUUUCCUACAAAGUGUAGUGUAGGAGAAAGCAAGGUGUUACGACGAGCUGCUUGGCGUCAGUCCAUUCCUCGUCGCCGCUUUCGUGCAUGAUGACACCACCUCCUUCAAUGGUAAUGGACCAUGCCUUGUAUUUCGUCGUUUCGCUGUUGUGGCUACGGGAAAUCUCCGGUGUGGCGGUGGCAGCAUCGGCGUCCAGAAUCGAAUCCUGCGGCUCGUGCCCAUCGCAAGUAACCGGCACUGGAAGAGACUGGCAGUGCAACACCACUACCGUCCUGGCAGAUAAAGCUUGUCGACCUCGUGAUGUUAAACCUCAGCGAAUAGAAAGCUUUAACUGCCUGAAAAAUAAGAAGUUGAAGUACGAGGGAAUGUGUCCCGACUUGCAAGUAUUGACAUCAGCGGCAAUCCAGCCAAAACCACCCCGCUGCACAGUACGGCCUCCUAAGAACAAGGCUAUACUUGCUGACCGUUGCGGAGCACAGUGUCUACCAGGUCGUCCGCGAAACAUAAUCAUUGGUUUGGACUCUGAGCUGAACACAUCAUUGAAGGCACACAUUCGGGGACAGCCGAGAGUUGCACUCAGAUUUGACAUCCGCCUUAGUAUAACUUGGAAAGCACCAUCAUGUGGUCUUCCUCCCACUGGUUAUAUGGUCAGCGUCACAAGCGAUGGAGAGAGAGAAACGGUCUUCCUGCCGCCAAGCCAAACACAUUUUACAUUUCAGUGUGACAUGACUAGCGCAGCUGGCGGUCGUGAUGAUCCACGAUGGCGCUUGUUUGAUUUCUACUACUGUUCAAACCACACAGACGUAAUUUGCCCGAAUUUCAACACAGAUGCUCGCGCCUACAGGAAGACGGCUACAAUCCAGGUUGUGUCCUUGCCGCGCAAGAGAAACACUCUAAACUGCCAAACGAGUACAGCAACACAAGAGCUAUACAGUUGCAAAGAUUUGGGCAAGAAUCCUGGAGUUCCCUGUUCGUAUCCGAAUGACUUUCCCAGUUAUCAUCUACCAACUGUGGGCAACAUGGUCACAUCUCGGCAUCCGGUUACACCGAAUGGCCUGAAGGUGUCUGUGACUACAAGUCAGUCUGCUACUAGACAUGUCUCUACACUGUAUCCAAGUCAUGGCAACAAGCAUGAGGUGGAAUCCGGUUCUUCUACGCCGUCUGCCAACACAGAGAAAUUACAAGGGUCCGAGAGAAGUCCUGCGCAUGAAGCCAUUGAUCCAAGUGCAGUGUUGAAGCCAAGUUCAGCGGCCAGUGUCAAUCAGACAACCAGAAGGCAAAGUGGACACUCUGGUAGUGUUGGCACUAUCAAUAGAACUGAUUUAGUUCCUUGCCCUGGCUGUUCCGGCCCAACACUUGCAGUGGACCGGACAGCACUUGCAGUGGACCGGACAGCAGAGCCUAAAAGCUUCAACUUAAUUAUAGUGAUCCUGGUCGGCGUAAUCCUACUCGCCAUGCUCUGUGUACCCAUAUACAAACGGAUGAGACUAACUGGGAAAGAUCCACCGGAGGUCUCCACUGACAUACAUGACCAGCUUCCUGCUUCAAUACAGUUCACUGGUAUGCUUUCUGGACCAGUGUGUCAGCAGAUGCUGACGGUCUACGUUAGCUAUUCGCGUAACACAUUAGCCAGUGAGAAGGCCUUGAUCGACUGGAUGUCCACUUGGCUGCACUUGGCAGGUGUGAAAGUAGUCAUUGAUUACUACUAUGAACAUGAGGAUGAGUUUAACAACGAUCCCGCUGCUUGGAUUGGCCAGCAAGUGGAAACGUGUGAUUUCACCAUAGUUGUCUGUUCUCGCUCCUUGGUUGAGAAUUGGCAGGCUACGGAUCACGAUGCCGAGGAAGUGAAUUUCAACCGUGCAACGUUUGAAGCACGUCUGUUGCGCAAUCUCAUGAUCUACAAGCCCACAUCUGUUAUUCCAGUGUUGCUGUCUACUCCUGAUCAGAGUCCACCGUCAAGAUGCAACGUGCCAUUCAUGCUUAGAACUAGGACAAUGUUUGAGCUUUUCUUUGAUCUGGAAACCGAGAUGAUAGUGUGGGGCGAUGCGGACAGUCUCCUCAUGCAGUUGUACGGAGAUGAGGUCUUAUCUUGUCAACCCGCUCAUGUCCAUCCAUCACCAAGAGUGGAUGAGUCUACCAAUGUGGUUAGUGUUCCGGCACAGGGAGACGCACGGCAGAAAUCCGACCAACAAUUGUCAACAAAAAUCACUUCGAAGUCACAUAGGAGUGCAUCGCACGAAUCUGGAUCAGAAUCUUGGGACAAUAAUCCAUCCAAAUUCCUUCCUAUCUCACCAGCACCGUGUGCAUACCAAACUGUACAGGUCGUACAUCCGCAUGCAACAGCAGUGGCAUGUUCUGUGGAGCAACGGCGAACACCGGAAGAGCGAAGCGCCUCACCUUGGCAACAGUCCACAUCGUAUGUCAACACGCGUGCAUCGUCACCAGUGUCGUUACAGUAUGUACAUAUGGAGUCUGCUUUGUGACCGAUGAUGGCAGCCAGCAAUACUGCAAGCUGUAACAGGUUAACCUGCAUAGCAUCAUUUCCUGCUUUUUUCAUCUCACAUUAUCGUACAUUCCUCUUUGUUGAACCGCGCCUCAAAUAUUAAUCUUUCUAAUUUUUCAUUGCAGGGUGGGGGUUGCAAAGGCUAUGCGUUUUCCUGCAUUUUUUCAGCUGGGUAUAUUGAUUCAGAGAUCAGUGUGAUGUUUUCUUUUACACUGGCACGUUAUUUUGUAUGUGGCUCACACAGACGAAUUUCUCUUCCUAGUUUACUGAUUUUGUAUUGAUGAUCUGCACAUCAAUUUUGCAAACUCCUUUGCAGCCCUUUAUCUGAAUAACUGCCGUUGACUACUUUUUGCUUGCUUGGCGCACACCAACCUUUAAAAGCACUUUCUUUCUGGCAAUCACGGUCAAAGUCAUAUAGAUGUGCAGUAUACACCCAUCAUCCUUUUUUUAAUUUUGCGCGUUCACAAUCCAAAUAAUUAUAUCACCGAAUUUUUUAAAUUAAAUCUAUCACCCGAGUAAUUGGAUCUAUCAUCAGCUACAUACAAAUUCAAUGCUAUUAUCUUUCAUUCUUGUGCAUGCUGUUUUGGCAAACAAAUCAUUCAGAACUCAGCUGCCUCCUCAGCACUGUUUUUUAAAUAUAUAUUUUUUUAUUUUUUACAUCAAACACCCUCCUACCUAUGAGUUCUGAAGGAAAAGAAGCAGGGACAAUUAGUUAAUGGUAGAGGCCACUCAAGGUGGCUGUGGUUAUGUCAGUGGGGCAGACCAAGUUCAACCGACACGGACCGUCUUGGCUUCAUUGCCAGAGGUGUUAGCAAUGUGACUUCUGUGGAACAUAGGCAUUCGAUGUAUGUCAGGUGUAUCAUCUAUAAUAUUAUUAUUGUUGGUUGCAUGCACAUGCAGCUGGUCUCGUAGAGUCGGUUUGUCACGGUUUCCACUCUUUUUGUCAAAUUCAUUUUUUCUCAUUUUCUACUUGCUACAUGCUGUUCUGUGUGUGUUUGUAUCAUGCAUUCUUGGAAUGUAGAGUCUUAGU
Sycon ciliatum is the source of this 3730-nucleotide messenger RNA. RefSeq lists its product as uncharacterized. The record is from RefSeq and is a predicted model, not a curated record. Bases 284 to 2680 code for a protein of 798 amino acids. The transcript is spliced from 10 exons. NCBI's taxonomy places the organism in Eukaryota, Metazoa, Porifera, Calcarea, Leucosolenida, Sycettidae.